UAUGUGGUCUAUCCAAACCUGAGGGGAUCGAUAAGAAAAACACAGUAGUAACAAACACACACAAACCAAACUUGUUUUGUUUCUCCGAUGGCGGCUUCAUCGAUGUUCACCAUCAAACUCCAUCCCAAAAUACAUUCUUUUAAUAACAGGUCCCCUCUUAUUAUCAUCCCCUCCUUUUUAUUAUUAUCAAAACCACAAUUGACACCACCCCAUCAACAUUUCAUCAGAAAAACUAUCCCCACUUGUUAUUUCUCUUCAAAAUCCACCCCCAUUUCUUUUUUUGAUAACAAAAACAAAAACAAUAAUCCCCCAAGCUUUCACCAUUUUCUUGCUCAAGCUCAGUCUACUGCUUCCGAUACCACUCUACCUGCUGUUCCUUAUAAUCUUAAUGAUGUUCCGUCCUCUGAAGUUCUCCCAAGAGGACGUAUCUAUCAAGAAACCUAUGGAUGCCAGAUGAAUGUCAACGAUAUGGAGAUCGUUUUGUCUGUUAUGAAAACAGCCGGAUAUAAUGAAAUUGUGAGUGAGCCUGAAAGUGCCGAGAUUAUUUUCAUCAAUACUUGUGCUAUUAGGGACAAUGCAGAGCAAAAAGUAUGGCAACGGCUUAAUUAUUUUUGGUUCUUAAAGAGACACUGGAAGAGUAAUGUUGCCACUGGAAGGUCAAACUCAUUCCGUCCUCCAAAAGUAGUUGUACUCGGCUGCAUGGCCGAGAGGUUAAAAGAUAAGAUAUUAGAUUCGGAUAAAAUGGUUGAUGUUGUUUGUGGGCCUGAUGCUUAUCGAGAUUUACCACGUUUACUAGAAGAAGUAGACAAUGGGCAAAAAGGGAUCAAUACUCUUCUUUCUCUUGAAGAAACUUAUGCUGACAUUAGCCCUGUUCGGAUCUCCAAAACUUCUAUUUCUGCUUUUGUGUCAGUGAUGCGGGGUUGUAAUAAUAUGUGCUCUUUUUGCAUAGUUCCAUUCACUAGAGGCAGGGAGAGGUCCCGGCCUGUUGAAUCCAUAGUCAAAGAGGUUGCAGAACUUCAAAAGGAAGGAGUCAAAGAGGUCACACUUCUUGGUCAAAAUGUCAAUAGCUACAAUGAUGCAUGUGAUGAGGAAGUUGAACCAAAUGUUGAUUGGAAAUUAAGUGAUGGAUUUUCAAGCAAAUGCAAAGUUAAGAAGGUGGGGUUACGUUUUGCUGAUCUCUUGGAUAGAGUUUCACUUGAGUUUCCAGAAAUACGGUUUAGGUACACCUCUCCACACCCUAAAGAUUUCCCAGAUGAACUGUUAUAUAUAAUGCGCGAUAGACACAAUAUUUGCAAGAAUAUUCAUUUGCCUGCACAGUCAGGCAAUAGUAACAUGCUUGAAAGAAUGAGACGAGGGUACACACGUGAAGCAUACCUGGAACUUGUGCAAAAGAUACGGAGAAUAGUUCCAGAUGUCGGGUUAACCAGUGAUUUCAUAUGUGGCUUUUGUGAUGAAACAGAGGAGGAACAUCAAGACACUUUGAGUCUAGUUAGGGCUGUUGGUUAUGAUAUGGCAUACAUGUUCGCAUAUAGCAUGAGGGAGAAAACACAUGCUCAUAGAAAUUAUUCUGAUAACGUUCCAGAAGAUGUAAAGCAGAGACGACUAACAGAACUUAUUGAAGCAUUCCGUGAAAGUACAGGCCAGUGUUUUGACUCCCAAAUUGGCAGUGUUCAGCUUGUGUUAGUUGAAGGACCCAAUAAAAGAGCUCCUGAAACCGAGCUUAUUGGAAAGAGUGAUAGGGGCCAUAGGGUAAUUUUCUCUAGUUUGCCAGUUCCCAAUUGGGUGGAUACUGAUGGUGAUAGAAUUCCAAAAGUUGGUGAUUACGUAGAAGUUAGAAUAUUGAAAUCUUCAAGAGCAUCACUAUUUGGAGCUGCACUUGGUAUAACCACAAUGAGCUCAUUUUACAAUGUUGCACAACAAGAAGCUGUUGCAUCUUUGUAAGUUACAUCGUUUUGGGUGAAUCGAUCGUGAAAUAGCCUUUAUAUACCAUGUCGUUUUGCCAGUUUUAGUAUGAGGUUUGCACAACGAGCUACCAAAAAAAACUCUCUGUACGAAUUAUAGUUCAAAGCAGCGUAUUUGCUAUGUAAAUUCUUUUACUUCAGAUUAUUAGUGUACCCACCCGGCCACCCUAUGUUGUCCAUGUGCUAGGUUGGAAACAUGAGUUUGACAGAACUCACAGAAGAUGUGUUUUGUUUAUAAUAAAAGGAUAGCCGACAUGUUGCAGAGUAA
Molecule: messenger RNA, 2229 nt
Organism: Erigeron canadensis
Lineage: Eukaryota; Viridiplantae; Streptophyta; Magnoliopsida; Asterales; Asteraceae
Product: CDK5RAP1-like protein
Exons: 3
Coding region: 88-1941 (617 amino acids)
Biological process (GO): tRNA modification; negative regulation of cyclin-dependent protein serine/threonine kinase activity
Cellular component (GO): mitochondrion; cytosol
Molecular function (GO): tRNA-2-methylthio-N(6)-dimethylallyladenosine(37) synthase activity; 4 iron, 4 sulfur cluster binding
Source: RefSeq, a predicted model, not a curated record